AUGGGUGGCGUGUUGGGAGGGGCUCCGUUCAACGACCAAUUCCACCAUCCAUCAGCUUUGCAGGUAGGGCUGAUUACAGGGUUGUAUGACAUUGGUUGUCUGCUGGGUUCUCUGGGAGCGCUGCUGUUCAGCGAGGCGCACGGAAGGAAGAGGUCAAUCAUUUUUGGCGCUCUUGUGUCUCUGAUCGGAGCCAUACUUCAGAGCACUGCUAAAACGGUCCCCCAUCUGAUGGUUGCGAGAGUCAUCACAGGUGUUGGAGUUGGUGUCAUGACGGCGAAUGUUCCUGUAUGGCAAUCUGAAGUCUCAAAUGCGAACAAUCGAGGAAUACUUGUCACCAUCCAAAGCGCCAAUAUCAACUCUGGCUUUGUACUAUCCACCUGGGUGACAUUCGGCACAGCAUAUGUCACACGCAGCCAAUUCCAAUGGGUAUUCCCGAUCGCCUUGCAGGUAGUCUUUCCGGUCUAUCUGUUGAUAAUGGUGCCGUUCCUCGUCGAGUCACCCCGUUGGCUAGCUCUUCAUGGGUCCACAGGCCAGGCAACCAGAGUCAUCGCUCAGCUUCGCGAUUUGCCUGAAGACGAUGAUGAAGUUGUGCGAACGCGAAACGAGAUUGAAUUGGCACUGGAGGCUGAGAAGCCGGGCUCGUUUUUGGAUCUCUUCAGGAAUGGAGGACAACAGAACUUCAGAAGAAUGAUGCUUGGAGUGACUGCUCUCAGUAUGCAGCAGUUGACUGGUAUCAACUCGGUUGCAUACUAUAUCCCAGUCAUUCUGCAAGAGUAUGUCGGACUGAGCAAUGUGAUAUCGCACAUUGCAGCGGCGGCAGGCUCGACACAGUGCCUUUGUUUCUCUUUCCUUCCAAUACUGUACAUCGAGAGGAUCGGCCGUCGGAAGAGCUUGCUUAUUGGUGCCGCUGGCAUGACCAUAGCCAUGGUUCUGAUCUGCAUCGGGUUCAACAUCCACACUAAAGGGGCUCCUAUCAUGAUCACGGUCAUGUAUUACCUGUUUUAUGACUUCUUCACCACAUCCUACCUCAGCGUACCAUGGAUGUAUGCGGCGGAAAUCAACUCCCUUCGAACAAGGUCGCAAGGCAUGGCUCUGGCAUCUGCUUCAAAUUGGCUGCUGAACGGUGUCAUCGUCACCAUUACCCCCAUUGGCCUGCAAAAUCUUGGCUGGAGAUUUUACAUCGUCUGGACGACGAUCAACUUCUCCUUCAUUCCGAUCGUGUACUUCUUGUUUCCAGAGACAGGUGGACUUUCUCUUGAACAAAUCGACCAUAUAUUCGAAGGCAAGGGACAGGGUUGGAGCGGCUUCACACAAGGUGUGCACGAAAGCACGCAAAGAUCCCUCCGUCAUCACCAAUGGGCCGAAGUGGCUGAGAUGCACCCCCAUCAGGUCGACGAAAAUGCCUUGGAGGAGAAGGAGAAAUUUCCGAACUCGACUGAGGUUGAGAAUAUCUAG
Molecule: messenger RNA, 1455 nt
Organism: Cyphellophora attinorum
Lineage: Eukaryota; Fungi; Ascomycota; Eurotiomycetes; Chaetothyriales; Cyphellophoraceae
Product: Sugar transporter STL1
Exons: 9
Coding region: 1-1455 (484 amino acids)
Biological process (GO): carbohydrate transport; transmembrane transport
Cellular component (GO): membrane
Molecular function (GO): carbohydrate:proton symporter activity
Source: RefSeq, a predicted model, not a curated record